GCGUCUCAUAAUCUUGAGCGCAAUUUGGAGAAGUACUGUAGCAAGCUAGCUACGUAGCUUCGACUGUGUAGAAUUUUAGGUGAAAACUCUCACAUGUUCCGUCCGGAUACUGCAACCCGUUACCGGGAAAGUGAACAAAUAAAUAUGUGUCUAGAUGAUUAAUAUUUUGAAAGGUUCUUAGAUAAUCACAAUUUUGUCCUAUUUAUUGUGGUAAAGCAGUCUUUGGAGAAGAACAAGGUGUUGUUUUCGCCAUGGAUAUGGAACGGCAGAAACGAAGGGAGGAAAUCCAGAAAGCUAUGGGCUUUAUUCAGUCCUCCUUGCCUUUCCCAGAGCCUGAUAAUUAUGCGGCUUUUUUGACCCAGUUGGUGUGUAACUUGUUGGAAGAGGGAAACACUGUGUUUCGGGAUGGGGAAUGGAGGCAGGCAGCGCAGAAUUACAGUGAGGGGGUCAACGUGGCCCGCUAUGCUCAGGCAGAGGCACUGGUCAUCCCCCCUGAGCUUCUGGAGAGCCUCUAUGUCAACAGGGCAGCGGCACACUUUCAGUUUGGGGAGUUUGAGCGGGGCGUGCAGGACUGCGACGGCGCGCUGUGCGUGUGUGAGGGCAGUCGCAAGGCGCUCUACAGGAAAGCUCUCUGUCUGAGGGAGCUGGGCCGACUCAGGGAGGCCUAUGAGUGUGGCACCAGAUGCCUGCUCACUGCCCCACAUGACAGGCAGGUGGGUGAACUGGCCCAGGACCUGGCUAAUAAACUGGGCCUGAAGGUCCGUAAGGCCUACAUCAGCUCUCAGGUGGAGUCCUCAACGUCAGGGAGGGAGAGCAAUAGAGAGAAUUCUUCACCCACAGGAGAGAUGUCCUCCAACGGGCUGGAGUCUUUGACUGACAUUACAUCAGCUGAUCUGUCCAGCGCCCAGUGUAUCCCUGCCCCUCUGGCCACGCCCAUCCCUGUCAGCGACGAGCCCUCCAGCCCAGUGGCUACGCCCUGUGCUGACCUAUCAGAGAGCCCCAGUACGGGCUUACCCCCCAUGCCCUACUCCGUUCCCGUGUCGGAGCACAUGGAGGAGCACAUGGAGGAGUGCAGCGUGAUCCCUGACGAUCUGGACUGCAUCUCCAAGAAAGUCAGUGAGUCGCAGAGCCCAGUCCAGGGUGCUAUCCCCACCAACCUCCCUAACACAGCUGUGGGCCUGCGCCCUUCAUACUCCUCCAGCCUCCCCGCCCCCUCGCCCCAGCUACCUCCCGCCUUCUUCAGUUCAUCGGUCAGCCAGAUGACCCCCUUGGAGCCUUACCCCUCGCUGGGCCAGAGGGACCAGACCUCCACACAGGCGCUGGACGCCCUGGGGGCCUUCUCCCCGGGGACAGGGACUGGGGACACGGAGGGCAAAGGAGGGGUUGGAAUUGGAGGGCUGGACUCCCUGUCAGAGUACACCUUGCCUGGGGGAAGAAUCUCUCACAGCUUCAUCCCUGGGGUCUGCAACCACAGCUCCACUCACACGAACGUCCCAUCAGGCACCAACCUCUCGCUGCUCUCCCGGAACCCACUGGCUGCCACCCACGAGUUCAGACAGGCCUGCCAUGCCUGUUACAGCCGCAUAGGUCCGCGGGUGAUGGACUACCAGUACCAGCCGGAGGCGGCUCACCGUUGUAAGAGGGACGUGCUGCUGUGUCGCUUCAAAAACACAGACGACCCCACCUGGAAGAGGGUCAGGCCUCGCCCCGCUAGAAACAACUUCCUGGGUGCCUUUGUGCUCUGCAAAGAGGUCCAGGAGCGCCAGGAGUGCCAGUACGGGGAGAACUGCACAUUUGCCUACUGCCAGGAGGAGAUAGACGUGUGGACCCAGGAGAGGAAGGGGGCUCUGAGCAGGGAGCUGCUGUUUGACCCGCUGGGCAGCACCGAGAGACGAGCACUCAGUGUCACACGCCUGCUGCAGCUGCACAUGGGCAUGUUCAUGUUCCUCUGUGAGGAAUGUUUUGACAGUAAGCCUCGCAUCAUCAGCAAACGCAGCAAAGAGAACUUGGCUGUCUGCUCAAACCUCACCGCCCGGCAUCCCUUCGAUGAUAACAAGUGCCUAGUGCACGUGGUGCGUUCGGCCAACGUGCGAUACAGUAAGGUGCGCCCGCUGCACCCCCUCUGCCAGUUUGACGUGUGCCGACAUGAGGUUCGCUACGGCUGCCAGCGCGAGGACAGCUGCUCCUUCGCCCACUCUGUCAUAGAACUCAAGUGCUGGGUACUGCAGCAGGACACAGGUAUCACCCAUGAGGAGAUGGUGCAGGAGUCCAAGAGGCACUGGUACAGGCUAGAGCAAAAUGCUCAGAGACAGAAGCCUAUGCACGUCCCACACCAGAGCUGUAGUGGUGGAGGGGUGGGGGGAAUAGGAGGUGGUGGAGGGGGAGACAACCUCGGGGGUGGCGGGGUUGGCUCCGGAGGAGGAGGAGGGAGAGGCAGAGGGCUGAACCUGAAGAUGAAGUUUGUCUGUGGCCAGUGUUGGAGGGAUGGACAGGUCAAUGAACCAGACAAGGCCCUCAAGUACUGCACUGCUAAAGCAAGGCACAGCUGGACUAAGGAGCGUCGGGUAUUGCUGGUGAAGUCCUUUGAGAAGAAGAAGUGGGUCGUUGUGCGGCCGCUUCCCUUCUCCCGUACGUACCCACAGCAGUACGACAUGUGUGUCCAUGUGAUGAAGCAGAAGAAGUGCCACUACAUCGGAAACUGUUCCUUCGCCCACAGUCUGGAGGAGAGGGACGUCUGGACAUACAUGAAGGACAACAGCUUGAGGGACAUGCAGCAGAUGUAUGACAUGUGGCUCACGAUGACCAAUCAGAACAGACGCACUGACAGAAGCCUCAUGACCCCGCCUCCGGAGGAGAAACAGGUUUCGAUGACGACAGAUUACACCGAGUCAUUGUCUGGGCGGCGGUUGUCAGAAGGAGGUGAUAUGUGAGUGUUGUCGUGCUGAGGAGGAGCUGGCCCUGGAGACGUGGAUAGGAGACCCUGCUCCCACUACACCAGAGACCAGCUACAGUACCUACCGCCUGUGACGUCAGUCUGAAUGCAAACACACAUACACACACACACUUUACAGUACAACAAACUGCUGUUGCAACAGGCACCAACUUGUGUGAUGCGCACACACACAGAAAGUCGUGUAUAAGAACAUUCAAGCCCAUAAUCGGAAUAGUUUUUAUAUGGUUUGGCUGUUAACUUCAAUCUGAACCUCAGUGUAUCUCUAACACGCUGCAGAUGUAAAUGUACUUUAUAUGUCCACUAUAUUACCACUGAAGGCAAAUAUUGAAUUGCCAGCAAAAAUAAGAAAAAGCCCCAAAGUAGCCCCUUUAACUAAUACGGAGUGGCUGUGUGGCUGAAUCCUCUGGACGCCUCUUCCCGAUGACUAAACAACCGAACAAAUUAGCCUGCAAAAUAUAUAUAUUUUUGGAAUGUUCAUUCAAAUCGCCGCAGGUUUUUUAUUUCAGCUGUUCAGAAGUAUGAGGCAGAGACGUAGCACAUCGGCGGAACGUGAUUGGGUUGUUUAGGUCUGGGGAAGAGGCGCCCAGGGGGGAAGGACAUGGGCGGAAUGUGAUUGGGUUGUUUAGGUCUGGGGAAGAGGCGCCCAGGGGGGAAGGACAUGUGCGGAACGGGGUGGUUCGAUUCGGUCGUGCAGCCUCAGCCUUAAAAAUAAGCCCCUUAUCUAUGUAGCUAGGGACAAACGUCUACAACCAAAUCCUACCCUCCUUCCCUUGUGGGAAUGUAGAAAGAGGGAGAGAGAAAUAGGACAGAAAUGGUUAGUACGCCAUUUUGUUUGUCCAUGGGGAGUUAGUGCUUCACUCUAUUUGUCUGCCAUAUUGGUAGAGUACUAUGAAUGUAAAGCCAGUGAUUAUGAGGAAGUCAUAAAAUAAAUAUGUUUGUGGAAUGUAUUCGGAAUACCCAUUCAUAUAACAUUUAAAAUGACCCCCUAUCCCCCCUUAUUGAUAGAAAUGGCACAGUAGUAUUUUGGUUACGUAAGCAAGCCAGGCAGCCCUACCUGUGGCCAGCAACGACACGUAUACACAUCCACAACAUACUGUAUACAAUGAGUAGGUUCAGAAUGGAAGUGUUUCAUAAUAUGGCAUUGGAGGGCUAUAUGGGUCAAAAGUAACUGCAGCAACUGUCUUCAGCUUCAGUACUCACGGGCUCUUCACUCAGACCCACUCAAACAACAUACUGCACCGUAUGCUUAAAAUCUGGAGUUUUCGCAGACUACAUGAACAAGUCUGGGUCCUCCUAGUUAUAGCCACUCUAACAAGGACCCAGAGGGUAUCCUGGUCACAAUACAUGGUGUUAAGAUACAUAUUAAGGAGUCCAAUAAGCCAGGAGAAAGGGGGCGGGAUCGUAGAAUAGUACAGUAGGAUGGGGCUUGAAUGGAUCCUGGAGUAUGGUGGCUUGGUCACAGGGGUGGUCAGGUGGGCGGAUCAGUGAGUGGGCAUUGGACAGGUAGCUGGAUCCGGGGGGGGGCUCACAGGCUCGUGGUCCACCCCCCCAGCGGGGGAUUGUGAGAAAGGGAGGGCGUUAUGAAAGAAAUGAUGAAACAUAAAGUAAAUUAAAAGUAAAAUGACUACCCAUAAUGUAGGCUAAAAUAGGCUGACUACCCAUAAUGUAGGCUAAAAUAGGCUGACUACCCAUAAUGUAGGCUAAAAAAAGACGGACUACCCAUAAUAUAGACUAAAAAAGACGGACUACCCAUAAUUUAGGCUAAAAUAGGCUGACUACCCAUAAUGUAGGCUAAAAAAAGACUGACUACGCAUAAUAAAGGCUAGUGAGACUGAUGUGCCUAUAAACACACACUAACAUUAAUUCACAAAGUACACCUAGGCAGGGACAUGUUUUUCCCAUAUGGCCAGCAUCUCGUUCCCUUAUACCCGCACCAGACAUGAUGUUAUGGAGCUGUCUCUAUUCAUAUACAUUAUACACACAUUAUAUAUACAUAUUUACAGAUAUCAGUAUACUACUAAAGAUAAUUGAUAACUUAGCAGUUAAGCUUAAUUAAAUAUAACCUAAAAUUUGUAUUGAUAACAUAGAACCUCUUGUUAUUGAGCUAUGCUAUAUGACAUGUAUCGCUGAACUAGAUGACUAGUGAUUUUUUUUGCUUCUGUGAGGGUCAUUCCAGGGAAGUCUGUAGGAGCGAGGUUGACUGAUUCUCAUGACAGGGUUUGAAUUUCAUGGUUUCAGCUAAGCCAAAGGAAGGCGAUUGGUUGAGUUAAAUGAUGAUCAACUCGGGAACCCAUAACAAAAUCUUGUGUGUGCUAGCGAUCUGUCGAGAGAUUUGAUCAACAUGGUAGUAAUGGAUCUGGUAGAGAAAGUGUUACUCAAUUGGAAACAGUUUUUGAUUUAAUCAUAUUUUUCUCUUGUUCAAUCAACAGUAGGAUGCCAAGGUACUCCCUUCUAUAAACAUCAGUGAUUUAAUGGAUCCACCUUGAUAGUAGAGUAGAUCAAUAAACUAACUGUCCAAUCAGUUUUAGAGGAGUAACAAGAGGUGGGAGAGGCUUCUUCUGGAAUGACCCAGGUAUUUGCUUAACUGAGGGAACGUAUUACUGCUACUACCACUAUUAUGAUGAUGAUGAUGAUGAUGAAUUAUGAUGACGAUAAUGAUUGCCAUUAUGACUAUUUCUAUUCUCCUAUAUGCUAUUGAUAUACGUAUAUGUUAAUUGCUAUGUAUAACUCUCUUUAUAAAUGUAUCCAUGUAUGAAUAUAAUACUUUACUGUAAACAGACGUAUGUGUAUGUUAAACAGAACUGUCCAGCAGGCCAGACAGGGGAGAAGAGCUCAUAGUUUACCUUGCUCAAACUGGUACGAAGAACAACUCAGUUCAGUUUUAACAUACUUGCUGACUGUGACCUCACUCUCAGCUAGCCGGUUACAUAACAGGAACAUAAGCUAACAUAACAUACGUGUCCAUAGUUCACAGGGCACCCUAGAUAAUAGCAGACAGGUUACUGGACCAGGUUGUUGCUGAAGAUCUGAUUUGAAAUAGUCUUGGUUGCUUGAGGUUAGUGGAUUGUAGGAUACUUGAGUUGAGAUUGUAUGGAAGAUAAGGUUGGUCAGUCAGUGCAAUGGAAUGUGCUAGUGACUCUUUUUGAAUUUUCGAUAGCCGUGUAAAUUGCUAAUGAUUGUUUUCCUGACUGUUACCGAGUGAGAUUAUGUAAUCAAUACUCUAGUAUCCUGUAUUUAAUCAUUAACCCUGCUGGGACAACUCCAAGCAUACAUUGACGUCUGUAUACAUCAGUAUAGCGCCUUAUUCAAUAUAUACCUAUAUGAAAUUAUACAUACCCCUAUCAUAUAAUCCUACUUUCUAUGAUACAUAUAACUAUAAUUAUACUUAGACACCUGUAUAAUUAAUUUAGAUAAAAAGCGGUUCUGGUUUUCUAUGGUUGUUGUUUGAAGAGGUCAUAGUCUGAUUUCAUUGGUUACAUGCACAGUGCACACCGUACUACAUAAGGGAACUGGAGGAACAGAACAGUGGUCUGACCUGACCGUAUCCAAACCCACCAGAGAGAACUGCAUUUGAUCAUGAGACUGACUGAUUCGUCUUGGUUUAAGAAGUGGCUUUGACCCCAAAAAGCAUACAGUCAGAUGGUUUUUAUUUUUCCUGUUGAAGUCUUUCCAAGUAGAAGGCCGGAGACAUUCUUGUAAACCUUGGUUUACGCCAUGUUCAUUAUUGACACAGAGGCAUUCCCUGUAUUAAAAAGAGAAAAAUACACUUAUGUGAAUUGACACUCACCCAUAGUUGCAUUCAGAGUUAUUAUUUGAUUAUUUUCAACAACUUGGAAUAGGAACCAGAGUUUUAAGAAGUGAAAAAACAAGUCCUCUAUUUGUAUUAACUCUGUUUUGUUUCUUUAUUUUUUCCUCCCUGGUUGGAAGUGAAUUAUGAUAAGUGGACCAAAUCUCUUGAAGGUGUUUAACAAUAAACAGACUGUUUUAGAGAGAA
Molecule: messenger RNA, 6947 nt
Organism: Coregonus clupeaformis (lake whitefish)
Lineage: Eukaryota; Metazoa; Chordata; Actinopteri; Salmoniformes; Salmonidae
Gene: zc3h7bb
Product: zinc finger CCCH-type containing 7Bb
Exons: 22
Coding region: 252-2930 (892 amino acids)
Biological process (GO): miRNA processing
Molecular function (GO): protein binding; miRNA binding; metal ion binding
Source: RefSeq, a predicted model, not a curated record